CGAUACCAACUUUUUAUGAGGCCCCUCAGAACCCUGUUUAGUCAAUUAUUGUCUUUGUCUUGUUGCUAACAAAUUAUUGAGAACUACUUCUUCACUAUAAGCUUUGAUAUACCAACACACAGUUCGGUUACAAAGCUUGCAAGCAUUGCAUUUUUCACUCUUCUCCUUCAUAUCUUAAAUUUCUGAUCACUUGUUGAGAUCAUAUCAUGGCUGGUACACUUGUUGGUGGAGCUUUCCUCUCUGGCUUCAUUAACGUCGUCUUUGACAGGUUCCUUACAACUGAUGCUGUCAACUUGGUCUUGGGCAAGAAACUUGGCCCUGACUUGGUUCAAAGGCUGAAGACUGCUCUGUUGGGUGCUGAAGGUCUUGUUGCUGAUGCUGAGAUGAAGCAGUUUGGUAAUUCAUCUGUAAGGAAGUGGCUCGAUAGUCUCCGGGAUGCUGUUUACUGUGCUGAGGACUUGCUCGACACUGUCCUCGCCAAAGCCGCCACUCAAAAGGAGCUAAGUUCUUCCUGGUGGUCCCCUAGCUUCUUCAUCAACCGAGAUAGAGAUGACAUGGUAGACAAGAUAGAAGGGGUGGUUACACGAAUUGAGGAUCUUGGAAAACAAAAAGAUUUCCUUGGUCUUGAAAAGAUUCCCACUGGUAGCUCAUCAUGGAGGACUCCAUCCACUUCUCUUGUAAAAGGGAGUGUGUAUGGCAGGGAGGAUGACCAGAAGGCCUUAGUGCAGAUGCUGAAUGACAACAAUGAGCAUCACCUCUCUGUGAUCGCUAUUGUUGGCAUAGGUGGGGUUGGUAAAACAACUUUAGCCCAAUGGGUGUACAACAACAAGGAGUUUAUGAAGGGAUUUGAUCUGAAAGCAUGGGUUUGCGUUUCGGAGAAGUUUGAAGUUGUUGAGACUACAAGGAAUGUCAUAAAGCAGCUCCAUGGAGGUUCUUGUAGUCUCGAUGAUUUCAAUUCACUUCAACAUACUUUGAAAGGAGAAUUGUCCAAUAAGAAGUUUUUCAUUGUUCUUGAUGAUGUUUGGAGUGAUGAUGGUGACAAAUGGAGUAAUUUUAUGACCCCUUUCCAACAAAAUGGGAAUAAGGGAAGUAUUGCUCUUCUGACUACUCGGGAGGAAAAUGUUGUUUCUGCAGUUCGAAAUUGUCAGCCUUAUUUUCUCAGGAAGUUGUCGGAGGACUAUUGUUGGUCAGUGCUUGCAGAAAAUGCAUCUUUUCCACAGUCAAAUGGGAGAGCAGCACUUGAAGAAAUAGGAAGAAAGAUUGUCAAAAAGUGUGAUGGCUUGCCAUUAGCUGCAGAAACACUUGGUCACUUGUUACGUACUAAGCAUGAUAUUGAGGAAUGGAACAAGAUACUAAUGAGUCAUAUUUGGGAAUUUCCGGUGGAGAAGAGUAAGAUUAUUCCAGCAUUACUGAUAAGUUACUUCCAUCUUUCUCCAUAUUUAAAGCGUUGUUUUGUUUAUUGUGCUUUGUUUCCCAAGGAUUUUCAAUUUGAAAAAGAUGGAUUAAUACUUUUGUGGAUAGCAGAAGAUCUUUUACCACCACCAAAGAGAGGAGAGAGUUUAGAAGAAGUUGGUUGUGAGUGUUUUGAUGAACUUACUUCCAGAUUAUUUUUCACAGAGAUUCAAGAUGAUGACGAUCAUUAUUUUGUGAUGCAUGAUCUGUUGCAUGAUUUAGCAAUAUUCCUUGCUGGAGAUUUCUAUUGCAACUCAGAAGAACUUGGUGAAGAGGAGGAAAUAAGGAUUCAGACUCGGCAUUUGUUUGUAGAUUUACGUCGUUGUAGCUCAAAACUUUAUAAUUCUAUUUCUAAAGUAGAAUCUUUGAGAACAUUAUUAUUGUUUGGCGAUUUCUCAUCUCCCAACUGCAACUUUAAACUUAAUGUGGUGCUUGAUUCAAUAGGAGAAUUGAUCCAUCUACGCUACUUGGAUCUCUCUUGCACUAAUAUUAAGACAUUGCCAGAGUCUUUGUGUAAGUUGUGUAAUUUGCAAACAUUGAAGUUGAAUCAUUGUUCUAAUCUAAGUAUGCUGCCUAGUGGCUUGCAUAAUCUUGUGAGUUUGCGGCAUCUUGAUAUUAGGAAAACUUUGGAAGAAAUGCCCAGAAAAAUGAGCAAAUUGAAUCAAUUGCACGUUUUAAGUUUCUUUAUCAUGGGCAAGCACGAAGAGAAUGGAAUCCAAGAGUUAGGAGGGCUUGCAAAUCUUCAUGGAUCCUUUGAGAUUAAGAAAUUGGAAAAUAUUGUGGAUGUGAAUGAAGCAAAGAGCGCAAAGGUGAUGGAUAAGAAGCACAUUGAUGAAUUAUGCUUGGAAUGGUCUCCAAGUAAUGAUUUGGUUUCAAGCACACAAAAAGAAAGAGACAUGCUCGAUAACUUGCAAAUGCACAGUGGGUUGAAAGAGCUGAAAAUAAGGGAUACAAGGCUGCCAUCUCUUAAGUCCCUGUGCAUUGAAGGUUUUGAUCAGCUGAGGAGUAUUGGCGGCGAGUUUUACAAGAAUGAAGGAGAUCAUCAUGCUUCACAUAUUGCACCAUUUCCCUCACUAGAGACAUUGGAAUUUCAUUAUAUGGCAUGUUGGGAGGUGUGGCACGUAUCUGAGUCGGAAUCAUUUCCUCAACUUAGGUGGCUUCAAAUAAGAGAAUGUCCAAUGUUGAAGAAAGAGAUGCUUAAUCAGCACAACGGCAUGUAUCUUGAUGGGGAUAGUUUAUCAAUUGAGGGACGUGAAUCUGUGAAGGAGUCUGCAUUUAAGGCAAUGAUGAGCAUCAACCAUCUAACUUGCCUCCAAGAAAUACACAUCUGGAGGUGUAGCAAACUAGAAUUCCCCCAGCUACAGCUGCAGAAGUAUGAUUUGGUAGAACUAAAAAUACAUUCCAGCUGUAAUUCACUGACCUCGUUGUCAUUGGAAUUCUUUCCCAAUCUCAAGAAUCUGGAGAUAGAAGGGUGUAGGAAUCUGGAAUCAGUGUCAAUGUCAGAGGCACCACACGCUGCUCUUCAACGUCUCUCCAUCAGUGGAUGCUCCAAAUUAGUGUCAUUUGCAGGAGAAGGACUGGCUGCACCCAACUUGACUCAUCUUCAAGUCACAAAUUGUGAGAAGUUGGAGGCAUUACCACGUGACAUGAAGAGUCUACUCCCAAGUUUACAGUCUCUCGAGAUAUAUGGUUGCCCAAACAUUUGCAGGUUGCCAGAGGGUGGUUUGCCGCCUAACUUGAAAUCACUUGAAGUGGAAAUUGGCGAGCAACAGAUGAGGGAUCUAUCAUGGAUGGGUAACUUGCACGCCCUCACUCAUCUUACUAUUGAUGGGUGGAAGAACAUAAAGUCAUACCCAGAGGUGGGUUCGCUGCCUCACCUUCCCUCCCUUACCACUCUCAAGAUAUGCUGGUUCAAGAAUCUGGAGACAUUGGUCUGCAACUAGCUUCUCCGCCUCACCUCCCUUCAAAGCUGGAGAAUAUGGAAGGACAAAAGCUGCCUCCCUCUCUCUUGCUACUCAAAAUUGAAGGGUGUCGUUUGCUGGGAGAACACUGCAAGAACAAGCAUCAACUAAUCUGGCCCAAAAUUUCCCACAUCCCUGACAUUAAAGUCUUCUAAACAGAGAUUUCUGAGCAGGUAGCUUCUACCGAGGUACAAGUGCCCAGAUGGCUAAGAUUUCAGCACAUAUUCUUUAUAUAAAACAAACCAUACUUACAUUACCUUCAUUCAAUAUUGGACAAUGAAUUCUUGGGGUACAAUAUGGAGUAAU
This is a messenger RNA of Arachis ipaensis, 3719 nucleotides long. The record is from RefSeq and is a predicted model, not a curated record. Lineage: Eukaryota; Viridiplantae; Streptophyta; Magnoliopsida; Fabales; Fabaceae.